Messenger RNA from Phlebotomus argentipes, 1748 nucleotides. RefSeq names its product putative sodium/calcium exchanger 7. Gene Ontology annotation, molecular function: calcium:sodium antiporter activity. Lineage: Eukaryota; Metazoa; Arthropoda; Insecta; Diptera; Psychodidae. The record is from RefSeq and is a predicted model, not a curated record. Gene Ontology annotation, biological process: intracellular calcium ion homeostasis; transmembrane transport; monoatomic cation transport. The transcript has 5 exons. Bases 1 to 1728 code for a protein of 575 amino acids. Gene Ontology annotation, cellular component: membrane.
AUGCUGUUGGAUUCCAAUAAUACAAUUCCUAAAGCAGAAGCUCACAACUCAUUCAUCACCAUCUUAUCCAAUGAAGAUUGCUACGAUGUCCAUUAUUAUCCCAAUCAUCUCAAAUGCACCUUCGUGCUCGACAAUUCCGAAUCAUGUGGAUCAAGAGAAACAUUUAUAAGGUACACAUCGCAAAUUUAUUGCUUUGCAGUACUAUCGGCUAGCUUGCACUCUGUCUGUGCGAUAAUUUUCAUGAUUCUCGAGCUUGUAAUACUCUUCCUCCUCAUAGGCCUCAUUGCCGACCGAUUCUUCUUUCCCGUGAUCAACAUUGUCGCCUUCCGGAUGGGCCUUAGCGAGUCACUGGCGGGAAUAACUCUCAUCGCUAUUGGAUCCGGACUUCCGGCUCUUUUCGACAUCUUCCUGGACGAUUUCUCAGAGAAUGUGGACACGAUUGUUGAGGAAAUACUGGGAUUUACGAUCUUUAGUGUGGCAGUUAUUCCAGCCUGCAUUGUGAUCCUCAAGCCCUUUUGUGUGAUCAGUCGCCAAUAUCACAGAGAUACAGUGUCACUGAUUUUCAGCGUAUCUCUCAUUGCGAUCAUCGUGAUGGACAGGAAGUUCUCGAUGUUCGAGGGGAUUUCACUCUAUGCUGUCUACAUUAUUUACCUGACUGUGGUAAUUGGGGAUCAUUUCUAUCAGAUACACAAAGCAAAGAAAAAGGAACUACAACGAGAAAGUGAAGAACCUCCUUCAGAUGCUGAAACUGGCGAAGAAGCUAUAGCGAUGGAGGCAGAGGCUGUGGUGAGACGUCAUAAAAGGAAGCACACGGGAUGGAAGAAAAUGAAUAAUAAGGAGCUUUUUCAGAAUUUUCUGGAACACAUCACUCCACUAGAUGAGGAGAUCUUUGCAUUAUCGUCCUCAUGGUAUGAAAGAUUCUUGGAAAUCUUCCAAUCCCCUCUACUCUUCAUUCUGAUUUUCACCAUCCCAAGUGUUGACUACUCCAUUUCGACGAAGAAAUGGUGCAAAUUGCUGAAUGUGAUACAUUUGUCAGAUGUGGAACUGUAUGGGGUACAAUUGUGGUUGAUCGUCUUGGGUAUUGGAUUAAUUGCCAGUGUGAUCGUCUUUAUAACGUCCGUGGUUGAGACUGAACCGCAAUAUCAUGCAAUCUACGUCGCAAUGAGUUUAUUGGGCUCCAUGAUUGGACUGCACUUCAUCUCUGAGGAGAUCGAUAGUAUUCUCUUCACUCUUGGCGUAGUCUCGAAGAUCUCCAUGGGCACACUGAAGCUCACUGUCUUGGCAUGGGGAGGAUCAGCCACGGAAUUGGUGUCCAGUCUGGCGCUGACGAAGAAAGGAUAUCACCGAACGGGAUUCGCCACGGCUUAUGGAGUGCCCAUGUUUUAUCUCUUGGUUUUCACACCUACGACUUUUAUAUAUGAAAUGAUCAGCAACGGAGAAACAAGCACUCCCUGCAAGUUUGGCCACAUGGGAGUCACAGUGACCAUCUUUCUGGUCAUGAUUUUGGCUCUUCAGAUGAUUGCAAUCACUCUGGCCGGAAAUUGUGCCAGAAGAAGUGCUGGAAUUUAUACUAUAAUGGUCUAUGGAAUCUUUCUGUUGUUCUGCAUUCUUGCCGAAGGGGAAAUAAUUCACGAUUACGGAACAAAUCAUGAGGAUCUCAAGACAUAUUACUCCCAGGAUACUCCAAAUCUUAGCAGAAGUAAAGCUUUUUCACAUGGUGACAAUUGAAAGCAGGAUUAAAACACAUU